AUGUUUCCCACCUUUACAGGCAACUCCCGACGCCCCCGGAACGUGAAUCUUAGCGGCCAGAACCUCAACCCAUUCGCCGCCUCGUCAUGGACUCCUGCCGCUGGCUCAGGAGCUUCGAAAACCGUCUCCAAUGCCCAAGCCGAACGCGCUCAGAGGCAACAGGACCGAGAUAGGCUGAAGGCGGCAGGCAAGAUCCAGAAGACGUGGAGGGGUCACCGGGUCAGAAGGCGACUUCGAGACUCCCGUCGCGAUGCCUUCGACGCUCUGUACAAGAGCAGCUCAGACUUGAGUAUACAGCAGAGGCUAUCAACGGCCUUACCACUGCUGUUAACCACCUUCCAGUCCAAAAAUGAUAAGGACCUUGAACGCCUCGUUCGGUUUUCCCGGGAGCUGACGACGACCAACCUGGAUUGCCUCGCCCCCGGCCGCCUUGCUCCUCCUCGACUGGCACGAUUCGUGAGGAUACUUGUGGAGGCUCUGGAUAUCCAAACAAAGAAAAAACAAGAAACCGACGAUACCCAACUCCUCGUGGACCUCCUCACGCAUAUCGUAAACGUCGCCCCCGAGUCAUUAGCGACGUCGUUCCGACAAUACUACACGGUCUUGGCAGAACUAUGUGGACUAUUGGGCGCGGGCGCGGCGGCGUUGGAGACUACGUCAAGGGCUGUUCUUGUGCCUCUGCGAGCCACAUCCGCGGACGAAUACUUGUUGGCAGCCUAUGAGGCAUUCGCCCUGUCGUUCCUGACUCGUCAUAAUCUAUGUCUGGUUGAGGAGCACGCCGAGACAAUCUCUCAGAACCUUGACUCGGACAACCUUGCAUCGGCAAUCACCACGGCGUACAGCAAUGGUCGGAUACACGGUGUUGGUCGGGACGGUCAAGUUUGGCUUCUGGCACAUUUUAUCGGCUUACACCAAAAGACGGGCACCAAAUAUCAAGGGCUGAAGCAUCUGGACGCACUGCACAUUCAACUCUCGAGCUUAUCCGCAGAGAUCAGUCUGAGACUCUCUGUAAAAUCAGCAGACUCCACCUCACCAAACGCAGACUCCAACAGUACAGAAGAAACCUUGAUUCGGCCACUACCUCGUUAUGCCACCCAGCAGCUCACAUCACUAGUCGACAGAGAUGGUAUCUCCGCGCUACUGGCCGAGCUCACCACUCACUUUGGCUCUCGGUCAUCAAGUCACGAGUUCCAGACCGCGAGUUUGCUCUCUGGCUAUAUUCUCACCCUUCUCCGAUGUUUCCCCAGCCAAGGCGAUGAUAUCCGCAUGCGUCUCUUCCUCGGAGACGUCAGAUCGAGCACAGGCAGCUUGCCAACGAUCAAGUUUCUAUGGCAAGCCAUGAGCCAAACCAGCAUCUACAAGCAAAUACUACAGGACUCAGCCUCAGCCACUGGCUUGUUACGGAACUAUCUCUCAAAGUCCUCAAAGUCAAAUGACUCUCAGGAACCGGAAUGGAGGCUAGUUCUAUUAUUCCUCGAACUCUACAUCUUCAUCUUGCGUCUGAGUGACGACGAGGACUUUUUUAGCAGCAUCCACCCCGGCAUUAUGCAGAGUGAAGGACAAAUGUCCCGGUUGCGGUCAUGCGGGCUUUCUCUCGCUGAGGUGAAGAACCUUACAAUUGUGCUCAAGCAUCUGGCUUUCACACUUCAUUACAAUGCUGCCGAUAUCUUACAGGGCGUCCAGCAAUCUGAGCCGAUAUCGAUGAGCCAGCUUGAGUCGUACUUCGGAAGUAGCAAUGCCGCAAAGUCAUCGAAAGAGACUCGGAACCAGGGGUCCAGAGCGAACGCGGCCGAUACCAGGCUUGAUCUCGGUAGUCUUCGCAGCAUCGUCACAACGGCCUUGCGACUUCUGUACGAGCGGGAUUCUCGACGUCCAUUUUUGCCUCAAGAUCAUUGGCUCAUGACCUCAAAAUUCGACAUGGAGGGUUUUGUCAGUGCUGUUGUGGCCGAGCAAGAGCGACAAAAUGAGGUGUCCGAUUCGAGCGAUGAGGAAGAUGGCGAAGUUGAUGAAGAUGCGAAUAUGGGUGGAUUGCAUGACGGCAUUAUUCACACCAUGGCCGGACAACGUGUUUCUCGACACGCUCAAAUUGAAAAGCUUCGGUCUCAGCAACGCAAGGCACAACGUGAUCGUCUACUGGCCGUCAUCGGGCCAAAGCUAGAGAUUUUGAGACACAUGCCGUUUGUCAUUCCGUUUGACACCCGUGUCCAGAUCUUUAGACAAUUCGUCUACCUUGACAAGCACAAGCGCAGGGAAGGCAUGGAUGCCGACCAAUGGAGAAUGACCAUGCUUCAUAACCCCCUGCGCUCUCCUGGUAGGGGUCCGGCCGGGCGACACCAUGGCAAAAUCAGGAGAGGCCAGGUCUUCCGAGACGCAUUUGAACAGUUUUACGAGCUAGGGGAAGGCCUCAAGGAACCCAUACAGAUCCAGUUCGUCGACCAGUUCGAUACAGUGGAAGCUGGCAUUGAUGGCGGUGGUGUCACAAAAGAAUUCCUGACGAGCGUCACAACAGAGGCCUUUGGGCAGAUGGACGGCAUCUCUCUGUUUACGGCCAACAGCCAAGGCCUCCUGUACCCCAACCCAACAGCAAUGGAUGAGCUCAGAGAAGCUUUGAGACGAGCUGGAGUUCCCGAGCGCACUCCAGAGUGGCAAGACCAGGUGCAAGAUUUACUUCGGCGAUUCGAGUUCCUCGGUCGAAUCGUUGGCAAAUGCAUGUAUGAAGGAAUCCUCGUCGACAUUGCAUUUGCUGGCUUCUUCCUUCUGAAAUGGAUCUCAGGACAAACCGGAGAGAACAGCUACCGCGGUAACGUCAACGAUUUGCGAGAUCUGGACGAGGAACUCUAUCAGGGGAUGUUGCGUUUGAAGAACUACAACGAAAACGUGGCGGAUCUCGCACUGGAUUUCACGAUUAACGACCAAGUCUCGCUGCCCGGGGAGCCUGUGCGUACUGUUACUCGGAACUUGAUCCCUAACGGUGAGAACAUCACGGUCACGAACGAUAACCGGCUCCUCUACAUAUCCUACGUUGCCCGCCACCGCCUCGUAGCCCAACCUGCCCAGCAAACAGCCGCGUUCCUUCGGGGUCUCCGCUCCAUCAUCGCCCCGUCAUGGCUUUCCAUGUUCAACCAGAAUGAGCUGCAGCGUCUCGUGGGCGGAGACAGCUCCGAAAUCGAUAUCGAAGACCUCCGGAGAAAUACGAUUUACUCGGGCCUGUACGAAGUGGGAGACGACGGACUGGAGCAUCCGACGGUGCAGCUGUUCUGGAAGGUUAUGGCCAACUUUUCAGAUCGGGAGCGGCGAGACGUGCUCAAGUACGUGACGAGCACUCCGCGAGCGCCCCUCUUGGGAUUCUCGCAACUGAGUCCGCGGUUUAGCAUUCGAGAUGGAGGCGAGGACCAGGAGAGAUUGCCGAGCACCAGUACCUGCGUGAACCUGCUCAAGCUGCCGCGUUACAGGGACCAGGAGACGCUGAGGAAAAAGCUGCUUUACGCCGUUUCUUCUGGAGCUGGGUUCGACCUCAGCUAA
This is a messenger RNA of Colletotrichum spaethianum, 3522 nucleotides long. Its product is annotated as putative E3 ubiquitin-protein ligase ARI4. The transcript is spliced from 3 exons. The coding region runs from base 1 to 3522 and encodes 1173 amino acids. Gene Ontology annotation, molecular function: protein binding; ubiquitin protein ligase activity. The record is from RefSeq and is a predicted model, not a curated record. Gene Ontology annotation, biological process: protein polyubiquitination; ubiquitin-dependent protein catabolic process. NCBI's taxonomy places the organism in Eukaryota, Fungi, Ascomycota, Sordariomycetes, Glomerellales, Glomerellaceae.